GCACUUGUAAAUGUCCCUGAUUUGACGUGCAAUGGAGGAUAAACCAGGAUCAUCGCGCAACAUACUACCUGCUAGUAUGUUUUAUUCCAAAGCAGCAAAACCCAUUGUAUUGAGAGAAAAACGCAUGGAGAGAAUGAUAGUAUCAGAAGAUUUUGACAGUGAAUCAGAUGGGUUGGAUCUAUCUGAAGAUGACGACAUAGAAGAUCCUACUUAUAUAUCUAUUCUAUCUGAUGAUGAGGAUGCAAUCCAUGAUGAAGAAGAAACUGUAGUCUUGCAUAUUGAUGACGUAGGCGGAAACAAUAAUGAUCCACAAAUGGAAAGACCAAAGAGGAAAAAACGAAAAUCUAAUUAUACCUGGAAUUCUGUAACAGGAAAUCAACCUCCAAAAGAAACUCCUCCUCUUUUGGACAUACCUAUCAAUAGAUGA
Hyalella azteca is the source of this 427-nucleotide messenger RNA. RefSeq lists its product as uncharacterized. The transcript has 2 exons. The coding region runs from base 32 to 427 and encodes 131 amino acids. The record is from RefSeq and is a predicted model, not a curated record. NCBI's taxonomy places the organism in Eukaryota, Metazoa, Arthropoda, Malacostraca, Amphipoda, Hyalellidae.